GAAGAACCUCCCGCACGGAGCGAGGGACAGCAAGUGUGCCUUCUGCUGGUUAGGGUGAUGCUGUGUCGAAAGAACACGUGACUGAAUAGGGGAAAAAGGAAUGAAAGGCUAAAAAGAAAGGUGAAAAAGAGCUAAAACAACACUGCAAGUGUAAGAUUUGCGGUGUUUUUCUAGCUCCAGCGGAGGGAAAGGGGAUGGUGAAUUCUGACCUGCGAUGCUGUUGUGAGAUCAAACAGGCCUGCGGUAAAGGGUUCACCAACUGGAUAUGAGUGCGAUCUAACACCCCUGUGGAGAAGGUGUGAUGAAGCUGAAUGAACGUAGUGUGGCUCACUAUGCCACCUGCGACUCGCCACCAGACAAGACAGGCUUCCUCUUCAAGAAGGGGGAGCGAAACACAGCCUACCACCGGCGUUGGUUGAUCCUGAAGGGCAACAUGCUGUUCUACUUUGAGGAGCGUGAGAGCCGGGAACCCAUUGGUGUCAUCGUGUUGGAGGGCUGCACCGUAGAGCUCUGCGAGUCAGCUGAGGAGUUCGCCUUUGCCAUCAAGUUUGACUGCGCCAAGGCGCGUGUCUACAAGAUGGCGGCGGAGAACCAGGCGGCCAUGGAGUCGUGGGUUAAGGCUCUGUCGCGAGCCAGCUUCGACUACAUGCGGCUGGUGGUGAGGGAGUUGGAGAGGCAGCUGGAAGAAAUCCAGGAGGGGGCUGCUGGGCUGCAGGGCAGGCCCAAGUCCUCCAAGAAGGCUGGGGGGGUGGCAUGCUCCAAAUCAGGAGCAUCAUUCAGCGCUUCCCACGUGCCCUCUACCCAGGUUACAGGUGCAGUGCUCGCACAGGGUUCGGCUCAUGCUCGCAGCCUUCAGGAGGAGGUGCAGCUCCCGUCAGGCACCUCUAAAGAGAACGGGGUGGCCUGGAGCAAGCCUUCUGCUCUGGUCAAUGGGUUUGGUGAGGGCCCCCACUCUGGUGUGCCGUGGGAGGGAAAUGGGAAUGGAGGGGGCGAUGGGUUCAGGCCUCCGCCCGUCCCUCCGCGCAGGAGGGGUGCAUCUCUUGAGAGUCCUGUCUCCCCCGGGACUGGGUGCUUCUCCAAACUUCACGACUGGUACGGAAAAGAGGUGGCUGAACUGAGGGUGGAGUGGCUUCAGGGCCAUUGAGGCGCCCCUCCCUCCCCCUCACCUCACAGCCCAGCUGUUAGCCAUUAUUAGAAAGGGCACUUGUCACUUCGCAGGAUUGUUUCACCCCGAAAUACCUUGAUUUUAAUGCCAGAGAGCGUGUCCUUAAAAUUCCAAACCCUUGGGGCAGUCUGUGGAGCUGGUUGAUUUUCUAAAAGCAGCACUUUCCUGGUAUUUUUAGGUCUUGUGGGCCAGUGGGAAUAUGAUGUGUUGUCCUAUGACUGUCUGUCACUACAUUUCUAUGAGUCUAUGGUACAUUUUGGAUGUUUAUUUUUAAUUUUUAAAGGAAAAUCUUUGUAUUUACUGUCUUUUUUGUUGUAGUUUUUUUCCAAUCAGAAACUGAUCACUUAUCACUUUCUCUAUCAUUGUUGUGUUCUACCAUUGUUAUAUUCACAAAAGAAAGGAUGACCCCUGAUUGUUACUGAAUUGAGUGUCUCUGACACAUAAUAGAAAUCAGUACAUAUACAUAGUUGAGAAAAUGCAUUUCAUUCCAUUUCCCCGGAGGUUUUGAAAGGGGGACCAUUGAAGAAGAAACACCGGUGCAUUCAUUCUUUAUACCACAUUAAUUUUGCUCAAGCAAUGGUUUACAUAUUUAGAACAUUCUUCUCUCUCUCUCUUUUUAACCUGUGCCUUAUGAUUUUCCUCCCAAACCUGUCGUUGACAGUAAUCUAAUAAUGUAAGUCGCUCUGGAUAAGAGCGUCUGCUAAAUGACUUAAAUGUAAUGUAAAUGUAAGUGUAGGCCUACCCAAUGCUUUUAUCUGCCUUCCGUUUUUGCCAAACCACACCUUUAGUGCAAUUUUUGUUCGUUUGCGACAAUGGCUCAAUCCAUUUGGCCAGAUCUAACGCACAGUAUUUUCAUGGGUCACUUUUUUUAAAUAUAUACAUUUACCGAUAAUGGCAUAACCCAGUUUUAAUGUUUUAUAUUUUUUUAGGGGGGCCUUUUCUGUUUCCUGGUCAUACCAUACUAGACUGGUGGCUUUAGACAAGUCUGUUACUUGUGCCAAACAUAUGGUAGGACAAGGAAUGGAAAAUCAAUUUGUGGAAAGCCAGUAAAGAUCCUGAACAGGCUACAGGUGGUUGGUAUAGAUGUGAUUGUGACUGAGUGAAUGAUCAGUUGUAUGUUAUGAAUUACAAUGUUUAAAAAAAAUCUGACACUAGGAGGACAUUUUGUACUGAGUUACAGUUCCCUUUUUUAAUUCUAUGACAUUUGGAGUAUGUCAAAUUAUUGGAUGAGACAUUGCACAGCAUGACAACUCUAUAUCCAGUGUGCUAAAAAUGGAAUGAUGACAACCCAAUGCUUCUUUAUACUUUUGUAAUCUGUUUGUGGUCAACUUUAUGGAAAGAAAACCAAAAUAUUUUAGUACACUACUGCCAGAAGAAUGUCCUGUUUCCAUGUGGCAAGAUGGGAUUGUGUCUAGAGACAGUAAUGCAAUUACCUUCAGCUGCUCACCCCUGAAUGAAUGAAUGACUGAACUGAUAAUACUAUGAGCAUUACCUAUAAGUAAUUUAAACAAAUCAAUAAACGGCUGAAAGAU
Molecule: messenger RNA, 2697 nt
Organism: Oncorhynchus gorbuscha (pink salmon)
Lineage: Eukaryota; Metazoa; Chordata; Actinopteri; Salmoniformes; Salmonidae
Product: sesquipedalian-1-like
Exons: 3
Coding region: 302-1144 (280 amino acids)
Biological process (GO): receptor recycling; endosome organization; retrograde transport, endosome to Golgi
Cellular component (GO): recycling endosome; early endosome; trans-Golgi network
Source: RefSeq, a predicted model, not a curated record